Zygotorulaspora mrakii is the source of this 1929-nucleotide messenger RNA. It is a transcript of the gene ELM1, whose product is annotated as serine/threonine protein kinase ELM1. NCBI's taxonomy places the organism in Eukaryota, Fungi, Ascomycota, Saccharomycetes, Saccharomycetales, Saccharomycetaceae. Gene Ontology annotation, molecular function: ATP binding; protein serine/threonine kinase activity. The transcript has a single exon. The record is from RefSeq and is a predicted model, not a curated record. Gene Ontology annotation, cellular component: autophagosome; cytoplasm. Bases 1 to 1929 code for a protein of 642 amino acids. Gene Ontology annotation, biological process: autophagosome organization; peptidyl-serine phosphorylation; protein autophosphorylation.
AUGAAUGUUGACCAACGACUGAGAAAUCCCACUUUGAUUCCAGAAGGAAAUUUUCUUGAUCAAAGAACUUUUCCAUUCAUAGAGCCUCCUUCCAAAAAGCUACGGGAGGAUGAAAACAUACAAAGUCCAUCUAUAAGCUAUCAAUCUUCGAGGUCGUCCACAUUUGCUAAGCCUACCUACCAUGGUAUAAUAGAAGAGAAUACAACAUAUCUUAUAGAGCGUAUAAGGCCUUACGUAAAGGAAAUUGUUAACGAAAACAGACAUUGCCUAAAUGAAUACACGUUGAUUUCAUCAAUUGGGCAUGGUCAAUUCAGUAAAGUAUACAAAGCAUGCUCCCAGCUCGAUAAAUCCAUCGUGGCGAUUAAAAUGAUAUCUAAAAAACCGUGGAAUAACCAACAAUACUCAAUGAAUCAAACGAUGAGACAAAUUCAACUGUGGAAGUCUCGUGGCUUAUCGCACACGAUUACGGGUGAUGAAGCCGUCAAACUAAUGAAUGUUCAGAAGUCUAGAUGGGAAAUUUACGUUUUAAGUAAACUGUCUAGCCCGCAUGUCGUUCUGCUCCAGGAAUGUUUAGAUUCUUCUUUAAGCAAAUCUAUUUGGAUUGUAAACGAGUGGUGUAAUUUGGGUGAACUAAAAUGGAGACGAAGAAACAAUGAGCAAGUUCACUCACAAUGGGAACAGUUCUUGCCUGGUUGUAACUGUCUUUCUUUUGCAAAAAGGGCUUUAAUAGAUUUAACUCAAGGCUUAUCAUAUAUGAAAUCACAGGGCUGCAUCCAUAGGGAUAUAAAACCAUCAAACAUCCUCGUUGAUAGCACUCAAAAUUUACUCAAAAUUUCAGAUUUUGGUUGUACAAUCUUAGCACCAGAAACACUACCAUUUAACGAUGCAUUACUGAGAGAUUCUUUUAAAGCCGAACUGAACAAAAUAGUCGGUACCCCAGCAUUCAUUGCACCCGAGCUCUGCAAAUUUGAAGACCAUGCUGCAAGUAACAUUGAAGACGGAUUUAAAUUAGAUAUUUGGUCGCUUGGCAUAACGAUGUUUAGCCUACUAUACAACACAAUGCCCUUCUAUGGCGAAAAUGAAUUUGACACAUAUCAAAAGGUCACAAAUUCGUCCCUUAGAUCCAAAAUUAACGGUGAAUUUCUUAACGAUUUGGUAAUCAACAGAUUGUUGGAUAAAAAUCCUGAAACAAGAAUCGACAUAGAAGAACUAACUGAGAUCAUUUUGCCAAUACAAAAUCAAAAGAACCUCAAAAGCGAAUCCAAAAAACAUAGUAAACGUAAAACGUCGGUUCAAAACUUUCUAACGAAACUUUUUAAUGGGAAAAGUAAAGCCAAGAAUUCACCGUCAGUGGCGCAUGAGUCAUCAAAGAGAGAAGAAAUAACUCAAAACUCUAACCCAUCAGUACAGUCUUCGCAGUUUUUUGAUCCUUCCUUCUAUCCCAACAAUUCCUCCUCCUCCUCCUCCUCUUCAUAUGAUGAACCCAUUCAGGUAACCGAUUUCAUGGAACCAGCUUGUGUUUCUUUAUAUGGGGAAUCACAGCAUGAUACCGAACAGGUAAAAAGUACCAAUGUACUCCACAAUAAAUCUAACAGGCUGAAUACUAGUAGCGGAAGUGAAGCGUCAGAAUCUGUAUCAGUUCUCUCCAUAUCACCAAUUAAAAUACCGACGCCGAUCAAAGCAUUAAUACGCAUUAAAAACUCACCAAAUUCGAAAAAAAUGACUGGUAAAGCCCGCCAUAUAUCACCCCUGAAAGGCAAAAGUAGAGCAGACAAGGAGAAUGCCAAAUUGGCCCAUUCUAAUGAUAUUAUUAAUUUUCAAAAAUAUAUUCAUCCCAAAGCACAGGGCGAGGGAACAUCAAAGAAUAAAGCAACCGUGUCCACCACAGAGGACAUUCAAGAAUACCUCAAGUAUGCGGAUGACGGAUAA